GAUUUGAGGUAGCUGAUUGCCCAAUUUCGCAUUUCAGCUGGGCACGUUGCGGUACCCCUUGGUCGAAGCAAAGCAGAAGCGGCGUGUGCGUUCCACUGCCACUGUCUCUCCACCAUCCUGAGCCUGAAGUGAAAAGAAAGCUUGCAUUUUGGGGUUCUUCUCUCAGUCCGUCUAACAAUUCUGUCGAGUGAGUGAGUUUGAAUGAUGAUGAAUAAUAAAAGCUUGAGACUACUGCUGCAGAGGCAGAGGCAGAGGUCUCUCUCGUCGUCGUCGUCCUCCUCCGUCUCUGACGAAUCUUCUUCCAAGGAGGCCAUCUUCCAUCCAACUGAGACUGAGAAUGUGAAGAGAGGGGCAAUUGGGGGAACGAUGACAACAUUUGAUCUCGGGAAUGGAAGCGAGGUCGUGCAUUUGCCCCGGUUCUUGCCCCGCGAUCGGGCUUGGGAUUGGUUCCAUUACAUGGACAAGCAUAUCCCCUGGUCCCGCCCCACCCUCACAAUUUACGGCCGCCCUCUUCUCCAGCCCAGAGAUUCAUGUUACAUAGCAAGUGAAGGAUUGCCACAGCUGAGUUACAGUGGGCAUAAGCCCCAUGCCUACUCCUGGGACGAUUUCCCUCCCCUCAAGGACAUCCUUCAUGAGGUCCACCGGGCUCUUCCUGGAAGUAGAUUCAACAGCUUGGUUUUGAAUCGUUACAAGGGUGGCAACGAUUAUGUAUCGUGGCAUUCUGAUGAAGAGACUGCUUAUGGGUUGACCCCAGAAAUUGCUUCGGUGACCUUCGGAUGUGAGCGUGAGUUUCUCUUGAAGAAGAAGCCCAGUAGAAAAGCUCGAGGACCUAGGGAUGAAACUACUAGGAAGCGGCUGAGAACGAGCACAAGCAAGGAUGAUCAGCUCUCUUUCACAUUAAAACAUGGAUCGCUCUUGGUAAUGAGAGGCUACACUCAACGGGAUUGGCUUCAUUCAGUGCCAAAGCGAGCAAGAGCUAUGUCCACUCGAAUCAAUCUCACAUUCAGGUGUAUUCUCCAGUAGGACUUAAUACUAGCUGGGACUCGGGGUUGAUCUCACUUUUGGUCUUGAAGAUUAGGUGGUUCAAUAUUAGUUGAUAGAAAACCAGGAGCCCAUGUAUAUAUUCCCAUGAACCUGAUGGAACAUAAGAGUGACUAGGUGCCAAUUAAGGUUGUCAUUUUUUCUAUUUCUUUUUUCCCCCCAACCUGUGCUAUCUAAACCUUUCAGCAUGAAUUGCCAAGGAAAUGUUACUGUGCAUGUGACACUUUCAGCAUGAUUCAAAGUUAUGAUGUGCGUUUGACAAAGUUAUGCUAGUUUA
Messenger RNA from Punica granatum (pomegranate), 1318 nucleotides. NCBI's taxonomy places the organism in Eukaryota, Viridiplantae, Streptophyta, Magnoliopsida, Myrtales, Lythraceae. The record is from RefSeq and is a predicted model, not a curated record.